CCUUUAAAUAAAAUUCUUUGUUAGGAAGAUGUUUUAUUGAUACAUACUUGCUUUCAACAUCAAUAAGAUAUGUGUUAGUCAUAGUAUUGGUCUUUUAUUUCAUGCACAAUAAUUGGGUCAUAUUAGAUUUCGUUAAGAGGGACAUUUAAAACAAAGGUGUAGCUUUCGUUCAGCUGUAUGGAUGGCAGCUAUUAUAAGAAAAUAAAUACAAGUUAGUAGAAAGGAACAGAAUUUCAAAGUAUUAUAAGUAAGUGAAGUAAUAUGAUUUUCAGAUGGUAGGGACUGAUGGAUAUUGGCUGUUUCUUGUCGUCCUCAUAGUUCAUUUGUGUGUGCUUUGACUCAAUAAACAUUAGUGACUGAAUGACUUGCCAAAGAUAAGACACAGUUCCCAUCCCAAAUAGGUCACACACUGAAGGAGAGAUAGAGGCUUGAAAAGCUGGAAGCAUGCUAUUUACAUAAUAAAUAUAGUCGUGCAUAAGUCACGAUAGUACACAUUCUGGGUCACAGGGGAGGGAUGGCAUGAUGGCUCAGUUCUGGAUCCAGAGUAGUGCUUCUGUUUAAGGAAUGUGAUACAGGGUUUGUAUAAGGUUUCUGGGGAAUGUGUGAAUCAUUUCUUUUGUCCAUUUCCUGUGUUCCUGUACCCCUGUUUCCAGAAUUGUGAAAUAUGUUGUCAGAAGAUAUGCUCACAAUAUUCCUUUGCUUUCAUGAGUCUGUGUCAGAGAUGAAAGGACUAGCAUGGAGUUAAAUCUAGCAGUGAAACAACAUUACUGCUACAAACCUUCUAUUCUACCGUCAGAAUUUUAACUUUCCCACGAAGCUGUGAAGAAUCAGUAUGAAGAUAUCUCUAUCUCAGCAUUAUAUUCACAAAACAAACAAAAUUAAAACUUAAAAUUUUAAAAAAGCCACUGUAGAAAAAUAUGAACACAUAAAACUAGGAAACAGCAUUUUCAAUCUGUUCAUGACCACAUGGUGGCGCUGCAGGCUAAAGAGACACGAGGAAAAUUAACUGUGGCUGCACCAGAAGUCAUAAACCAAAGAAGGAAAUUCCUGACCGCUGGGAGAAAAGCCGAGGCUCCUCAAGACUGAGAAAGGGGGAAAAAUCCUAGAUAUUCCCAAUUAAGUGGAACAUCUGAGGUUUAUGACUGCUGGGAGCUGUGGCUGGACCUGUAGCGACGAAAGAAGAAACAAUGGCAGUCAGAGGGUCAUGCUUCCCCAGACAAAGGCAAGUGCUAUUUCUCUUCCUGUUUGGGGGUCUGUGUUUGGCAGGUUCUGAGUUUGGACCUUAUUCAGUAACCGAGGAAACAGAAAGGGGAUCAUUUGUGGCAAAUCUGGCAAAGGAUCUGGGGCUAGAGGUGGAAGCCCUGGCUGCAAAGAGAACUAGGGUGGUUUCUGAUGACAACAAACAGCAUUUGCUCCUGGAUUUUCACACUGGAAAUUUGCUCACAAAUGAGAAACUGGAUCGGGAGAAGCUGUGUGGCUCCACAGAGCCCUGCAUACUGUAUUUCCAAAUUUUAAUGGAUAACCCCUUUCAGAUUUAUCGGGCUGAGCUGAGAAUUGUGGAUAUAAAUGAUCACUCACCCUCAUUCCAGAAGAAAGAGAUGAUUUUAAAAAUACCAGAAAAUACAGCUGUAGGAACAGCAUUUCGCUUAGAAAGAGCACUAGACUCAGAUGGAGGACCUAAUGGCAUCCAAAACUAUACCAUCAGCCCCAACUCUGUUUUUCAUAUUGCAAUUCAUGACAAUGAUGAAGGGGUGAUAUAUCCAGAGCUGGUGCUAGACAAACCUCUCAACUGGGAGGAGCAGCAGGAGUUCAGUUUAACACUCACAGCAUUUGAUGGAGGGUCUCCACACUAUACAAUUCUGGUCAUGGACAUCAAUGAUAAUGCCCCACGGUUUCCCCAGGAGCUUUAUCAAACCCAGGCUGCAGAAAAUAGCCCAAUAGGAUUUCCUAUUGUUAAGGUCUCUGCAGAAGAUGUAGACUCGGAUGUCAAUGCAGAAGUAUCCUAUUCAUUUUUUGAUGCUUCCGAAGAUAUCCGAGCAACCUUUCAAAUCAACCCUUUCUCUGGGGAGAUUGUGCUCAAAGCCUUGCUUGAUUAUGAGACGGUAAAGACCUAUAAAUUAAAUAUACAGGCAGUCGAUGGUGGAGGUCUUUCUGCUAGAUGUACGGUUUUAGUUCAUGUUUUAGACAUCAAUGACAACGCCCCGGAACUGAUCAUAUCAUCACUUGUCAACGAAGUUGUUGAGAACGCUCCCGAAACAGUGUUGGCAGUUUUUAGGAUUAACGACAGAGACUCUGGAGAAAAUGGAAAGACCGUUUGCUACAUUCAAGAAAAUCUGCCUUUCAGUCUAAGACCCUCUGUAGAUAAUUUUUACAUCCUGAUGACAGAAGGAGCUCUGGACAGAGAGAGCAGAGCUGAGUACAACAUCACCAUCUCAGUCACCGACCUGGGCACACCCAGGCUCACAACCCAGCACACCAUAACAGUGCAGGUCUCAGACGUCAAUGACAACUCCCCCGCCUUCACACAAACCUCCUACACCCUGUUUGUCCAGGAGAACAACAGCCCCGCCCUGCACAUAGGCACCAUCAGCGCCACAGACUCAGACUCAGGCUCCAAUGCCCACAUCACCUACUCGCUGCUGCCCACCCACGACCCUCAGCUGGCCCUCUCCUCGCUCAUCUCCAUCAAUGCAGACAACGGGCAGCUGUUCGCGCUCAGGGCGCUGGACUAUGAGGCCCUGCAGACCUUCGAGUUCCGCGUGGGUGCCACAGACCAAGGCUCUCCCGCACUCAGCAGCCAGGCGCUGGUGCGUGUGCUCGUGCUGGACGCCAAUGACAAUGCUCCCUUCGUGCUCUACCCUCUGCAGAACGCGUCUGCUCCCUGCACAGAGCUGCUGCCCAGGGCGGCAGAGCCAGGCUACCUGGUCACCAAGGUGGUGGCAGUGGAUCGCGACUCUGGCCAGAAUGCCUGGCUGUCCUUCCAGCUGCUCAAGGCCACGGAGCCUGGGCUGUUCACCGUGUGGGCUCACAAUGGCGAGGUGCGCACCUCCAGGCUGCUGAGUGAGCGCGAUGCUCCCAAGCACAGGCUUCUGCUGCUGGUCAAGGACAAUGGUGAUCCUCCUAGGUCUGCCAGUGUCACUCUGCAUGUGCUGGUGGUGGAUGGCUUCUCUCAGCCCUACCUGCCUCUGCCUGAGGUGGCACGCGACUCUGUCCAGGAUGAGGAUAAGCUCACUCUGUACCUGGUCAUUGCCUUGGCAUCUGUGUCUUCGCUUUUCCUCUUGUCUGUGCUGCUGUUCGUGGGGGUGAGGCUGUGCAGGAGGGCCAGGGCGACGGCCCUGAGGGGCUGCUCUGUGCCUGAGGGCCACUUUCCUGGACACCUGGUGGAUGUCAGUAGCAUGGGCACCCUGUCCCAAAGCUACCAGUAUGAGGUGUGUCUGAGGGGAGGCUCUAUUGAUACCAAUGAUUUCAAGUUCUUGAAACCAAUUUACCCUGAUAUUCAUGCUCAUGGUUCUCAGAUCAAUAGUGAUGAAAAGCCCACAUUUUGAAGGCUCCAAUUCUGAGUCAUGUUUCAUUGCAUUUAAUGUAUGAUACAGACAUAUGAGUACUAGUUUACUUGUGCAGUAGUUUCGGCCCAACACAACUUCAUUUUCACCUUCCAAGUAGGUUACAUAUAAAAUUUUCUUUGUUUUCCCUUUAGUGAUUUGUUUAGUAGAGUAUAUACCACUUUAAAUAUGGGGUUUUGAUUCUUUCAUAGUGCACAAUAAUUUGUUGUCUUUUCUCCUUAUGGAAAAUUGAGAUUUGCGGUUUUUGUCUUGUUUUCUUUUGUUGCUAAUCAUUAGCAUGCUUAGCAAAUGCUAUACCAUUGAGCUCUGUCUCUAGCCAGUAGCUUUUUAAAAAGUAUAGUAUUUUAACUCUCUUUGACUUUUUCUUUGUCAACUUCAUGCACCUAUGUUGUGCAUUUUGUUUCUUAUAACCUCCUGCUCCAUCUCCCGGCAGCUCCUAUUAUUUCCCUUGCUCCCUUCCAAGUCCCUUCCCAUUGUUUAUGAUUUUGAGUAUUCUGAGAAUUCUGUGUUAGCAGUAGAGAUGAACGGGUUUCAGCAUGACUUCUGCAAACAUAGGUGCCGUUCAUUCCUAGCCUCUGCUGUUGCUCUGUCCCUUCCUUUUCCCUGCGAGUUUCCCAUUCUGCUCGCUUGUUACAACUGUUUCAUUACCAUUCUUUCUCACCUUCCUCAUUCUCGCUGACAUAUAAAACAGGUUGUGUCAUCUAAUGCAAAUACAAUGUAACAGUCGGCAUGAAAAUCAACAUAAAUUUGAACACAUUUAAAUUUUUGUGUGACAAUAUUUGUGGACUGUCGGAAAGAUACUUUUCAUUUUAUAUUGGAACUUAAAGAAUUGUCAAAUUUAAAAACUGAGAUAAAUUAAAGGUUGUAGAGAAAAUAAUUUUUUUAUCUCCUGUCCCUUUCUACACAGUUGUUCUUCAAAUUCGAUCUUCUUCCAGGUGAUAUGUUUAGACUCUUUUAUCUUGAUAAUCAACUUUUCUGUGUUACCCACUCACUGCAAAAGGAUUUACAGUUCUUAUUUCCCAUUAAUGGACACACAUACAAAAGUUGCCAAUUUCUCUUCUCCUAGUUUCCUGGUAUUAUUGUCAGAAGAUGUUGUCAGUUUUGUUUCUGUGGGUUCCAAGGCCUCGUAGAUGAGUACCAUCCCUGAAAUGAAACUAGUAUUAAUGUCCACCUAGCUAGGUCUCUUAUGUAUGCAGAAUUAGUAGUGCAGUAUUAUUACAUUUCCUCUCUUGAACUCAUCUUUUCUGGAGGUGAUGACUGCUGUUUUAGAUUUGGCUAAAUGUCUGUUUACUGCUAAUGAUUUUUCUAUUCCUCUCUUUCCAGGCUAAGUGAGCAAUUAAAGUAGAGAGUUACCAUAAGAUGUACCCUCCAUUCUUUCUACUAAUUAUUCACAUCGUAGUCCUCUUGAAAUAUUAACAUUUUGCCUUCAGAUAUUCAAAUAUAAGAUACAAACUAUUUGUGUUUAUUUCCUACUGAUCUUUCAUUCGUGGCUCUUCUUCACUUAAACUGUUUACUUUAUGGGUGUCAUGCUUUUUAUUAUUUUUAUUUAAUUAAUUUUUUUAAUUUAUUUUA
Messenger RNA from Cricetulus griseus (Chinese hamster), 5135 nucleotides. The record is from RefSeq and is a predicted model, not a curated record. Lineage: Eukaryota; Metazoa; Chordata; Mammalia; Rodentia; Cricetidae.